Messenger RNA from Siniperca chuatsi (mandarin fish), 6906 nucleotides. RefSeq names its product dihydropyridine-sensitive L-type skeletal muscle calcium channel subunit alpha-1-like. Gene Ontology annotation, cellular component: voltage-gated calcium channel complex; membrane. Bases 381 to 5399 code for a protein of 1672 amino acids. The record is from RefSeq and is a predicted model, not a curated record. The transcript has 43 exons. Gene Ontology annotation, molecular function: calcium ion binding; high voltage-gated calcium channel activity. Gene Ontology annotation, biological process: calcium ion import across plasma membrane. NCBI's taxonomy places the organism in Eukaryota, Metazoa, Chordata, Actinopteri, Centrarchiformes, Sinipercidae.
GGUCAUUGUUGUUAAUUUAUUGUGUUAGUUCUGCCUGAUGUGAUUCCUGCCUUGUGAGUGUUCCUGACGUUUGGUGCUCCUUUUAUUGUACCUGGUUCCAGUUCCCUGGCAUUUUUACACUGCUCAGUAAACCAAUCCCUUACAAGUGGAGGGGACAGCUGCCGUUCCACAGAUAGAGGCAGAGAAAGAGAGGGAGCUCCGUCAAACCAUCAGUGUGAGGCAGUGUGGAAGAGAUGAUUGAGACAAGUUGAGAAGGGUUACAAAUGAGUGGACAGACCUAGCCGACAGGACUACCACAUUUUGAAAGAAUCUUUGACAGGCCUUUUGGAGUACCAUUUCCAAUUCAAAGUAAACUUGGUGCAAAUACUCUUGGAGCCGCAAUGGCAGACAGCAGCAGUCCCCCAUUGACAUCCUACAUCAUGGAUGAGGAAACUCUGAAGAGAAAACAGAAGGAGAAGCUAAAGAAGCUGAUGGCUACAGGAGGCAACCCGAGACCUGCGCGCUCUCUCCUCUUCUUGACACUGAGGAAUCCCUUCCGCAAGGCAUGCAUCAGUAUUGUGGAGUGGAAACCUUUUGAAAUCAUAAUCCUACUGGCCAUCUUUGCCAACUGUGUGGCCCUGGCUGUCUACUUGCCCAUGCCUGAGGAAGACAGCAACAACACCAACAGCAACUUGGAAAGCCUGGAGUACAUCUUCCUCAUCAUCUUCUCUAUAGAGUGUUUUCUGAAGAUUGUUGCCUAUGGAUUUCUUUUCCAUGCAGAUGCAUACUUAAGAAACUGCUGGAACAUUUUGGACUUUGUUUGUGUAUCUGUUGGCCUGUUCACUGUGGCUGUAGAUGCCAUAAACCACAUCAGUGGAGUGGAGGCUCCAGUAGGAGAAAAAGGUGGUGGCUUUGACAUGAAAGCCCUGCGGGCAUUCAGAGUCCUCCGACCACUCAGACUGGUCUCUGGGGUCCCCAGCCUGCAAGUGGUGAUGAACUCCAUCCUGAAGUCCAUGCUGCCUCUUUUUCACAUCACCCUUCUGGUCCUUUUCAUGGUCACCAUUUACUCCAUUAUGGGAUUGGAGCUCUUCAAGUGCAAAAUGCACAAGACCUGCUACUACACAGGCACAAACAUUAUUGCUACAGUGGAGAAUGAGAAGCCGGCUCCAUGUGCCCAGGCAGGGAAUGGUCGUCGUUGUACCAUCAAUGGCACAGAAUGUCGAGUUGGCUGGCCAGGUCCAAACCAUGGAAUCACCCACUUUGACAACCUGGGCUUUUCCAUGCUGACUGUCUACCAGUGUAUCACCACACAAGGGUGGACCGAUGUCCUCUACUGGGUUAAUGAUGCUAUAGGAAUGGAAUGGCCAUGGAUCUAUUUCACCACACUCAUCCUUGUUGGCUCCUUCUUCGUGCUCAACCUGGUUCUGGGCGUGCUCAGUGGUGAGUUCACAAAAGAGCGAGAGAAGGCCAAGUCCCGUGGAGAGUUUCAGAAGCUGAGGGAAACCCAACAGCUGGAUGAGGAUCUCAAGGGCUAUAUGGAGUGGAUCACUCAGGCUGAGGUUAUGGACAAUGACCAGGAAGGGCAAGGCCUGCUCACCACGGAAAAUGGAGGAUCAGAGACCGGAAGUGUCAGCAAAAUGGACACAAUGCAGCUGAUCAUCUAUUACUAUAAGUUGGCUCGUAAGUGGAAUCGCUGGUUACGCCGUAAAUGCAGAGUAUAUGUGAAGUCCAGACUGUUCUACUGGUGGGUGAUCAUGCUCGUCUUCUUCAAUACACUGGCCAUUGCAACGGAACACCACAAGCAGUCUCAGAGACUGACAAACUGGCAAGACAAUGCCAAUAAGCUACUGCUGUCUAUGUUUGCCCUUGAGAUGUUCAUGAAGAUGUAUGCUCUAGGCUUGCCCUCUUACUUCAUGUCUCUCUUCAAUCGCUUUGACUGCUUUGUGGUGUCCACUGGCAUUACGGAGCUCAUCCUUGUCCACAUGGGUGUCAUGUCAGUUAUGGGCAUCUCUGUGCUGCGCUGCAUACGGCUGCUUCGCCUGCUCAAAGUCACCAGAUACUGGACAUCUCUCAGUAAUCUGGUGGCUUCCCUCUUAAACUCGGUCCGUUCCAUUGCCUGCUUGCUGCUGCUCCUCUUCCUUUUCAUUGUCAUCUUCUCCCUGCUGGGUAUGCAGGUGUUUGGAGGGAAGUUCAACUUUCCCAACCAACCCAAACCCCGCAGCACCUUUGAUAGCUUCCCUCAGGCCCUCAUCACAGUGUUCCAGAUCCUGACAGGUGAGGACUGGAAUGCAGUCAUGUACGAUGGCAUCAUGGCUCAUGGAGGACCCAGCAUGCCUGGUAUACUAGUCAGCAUCUACUUCAUCAUCCUCUUUGUCUGUGGAAAUUUCAUCCUUCUAAAUGUCUUCCUGGCCAUUGCUGUUGAUAAUUUGGCAGAAGCUGAGUCUCUGACUUUGGCACAGAAAGAGAAAGCAGAGGAGAUAAAACGCAAGAAAGCACUCAGGGCCAACAUGCCUGACAAGGCGUCAGAGGAGAAAGCAAAUCUGGCAAAGAAGUUGGCUGAGCAAAGGGCCAAGGGUGUAGAGGGCAUCCCUACUACUGCCAAGCUCAAAAUCGACGAGUUUGAGUCUAAUGUCAAUGAGAUCAAAGACCCUUUCCCUCCAGCAGACUUUCCUGGUGAUGAUGAGGAGGAGGACCCUGAGAUCCCAGAAAGCCCCAGACCUCGUCCAAUGGCAGAUCUGCAGUUGAAGGAGGAAGCGGUGCCGAUGCCAGAAGCCAGCUCAUUUUUUAUCUUUGGACCUCAGAACAAAUUCCGGAAACUCUGCCAUCGUAUUAUCAAUGCAACUACUUUCACCAACAUCAUCCUCCUCUUCAUCCUACUGUCAUCUGUGUCUUUGGCUGCUGAGGAUCCCAUCGACCCCAUGUCCUUCAGGAACCAGGUGUUGGCCUAUGCUGAUAUAGUCUUCACUUCAGUGUUCACAGCAGAAAUUGUGCUCAAGAUGACAACAUAUGGUGCCAUUCUUCACAAAGGGUCUUUCUGCCGGAACUCUUUCAACAUCUUGGAUCUUCUGGUGGUCAGUGUAUCUCUCCUCUCAAUGGGCAUGGAAUCCAGUGCCAUCUCAGUGGUGAAGAUUCUCAGGGUGUUAAGGGUACUUCGGCCCCUGAGGGCCAUCAACAGAGCCAAGGGACUCAAGCAUGUGGUCCAGUGUGUAUUUGUUGCUGUCAAGACCAUUGGAAAUAUUGUACUGGUCACCAUGCUACUGGACUUCAUGUUUGCCUGCAUUGGAGUCCAACUUUUCAAAGGCAAGUUCUAUGCCUGCACAGAUCCUGACAAAAUGACUGAGGACACCUGCAAAGGCUGGUAUAUAAAGUACCAGGAAGGAGCACUUCAUGAAGUGGAGGUCCGUAAGAGGGAAUGGACCAACUCAGAACUAAACUUUGACAACAUCCUCAAUGGCAUGCUGGCUCUCUUCACCAUUUCUACCUUUGAAGGAUGGCCAAAGAUACUAUAUAAAGCCAUUGAUUCAAACUUAGAGGAUAAAGGUCCAGUGUACAACAACCGAGUGGCCAUCUCAAUCUUCUUUAUCAUCUACCUCAUCCUUAUUGCCUUCUUCAUGAUGAACAUAUUUGUGGGCUUCGUCAUCGUCACCUUCCAGGAACAAGGAGAGCAGGAAUAUAAGAACUGUGAGCUGGACAAAAACCAGCGCCAGUGUGUGCAGUAUGCUCUUAAGGCCCGACCACUGCGAUGUUAUAUUCCUAAGAACCCCUACCAGUAUCAGGUGUGGUACAUCGUCACCUCCUGCUAUUUUGAGUACCUUAUGUUCCUCCUUAUUAUGCUCAACACCAUGUGUCUGGGAAUGCAGCACUGUAACCAGUCAGACCACGUUACUCACCUGUCUGACAUGCUGAAUGUGAUUUUCACUGUGCUCUUCACUGUGGAGAUGAUCCUUAAACUCAUGGCCUUCAAAGCCAAGGGUUAUUUUGGAGACCCCUGGAACGUCUUUGACUUUGUCAUCGUCAUUGGAAGUGUUGUGGACGUGAUGCUUAGCGAAAUUGAUGCAGCACUGGCCUCCUCCGGAGGACUUUACUGUCUCCAUGGCUGCGCUGCAGUGGAUCCCAUGCAAGCAAUUGCGUCUUCUGAGAACAUGAGUGUAUCAGUCACAUUCUUCAGACUGUUUCGUGUCAUGCGUCUGGUGAAACUUCUGAAUCGCUCUGAGGGGAUACGGAAUCUUCUUUGGACCUUCAUCAAAUCCCUUCAGGCUCUUCCCUAUGUGGCCCUGCUUAUUCUCAUGCUGUUCUUUAUAUACGCUGUGGUUGGAAUGCAGAUAUUUGGUAAAAUUGCAUUGGUUGACGGCACAUACAUCAACAGGAACAACAACUUCCAGACAUUUCCGCAGGCUGUGCUGCUGUUAUUCAGAUGUGCUACAGGGGAAGCAUGGCAUGAAGUGAUGUUAGCGUGUAUGUACGGGAAGAAGUGUGACCCCAAGUCUGACUACCUGCCUGGGGAAGAGUACACCUGUGGAUCCAACUUUGCCAUCAUCUACUUCAUGAGCUUCUACAUGCUCUGUGCCUUUCUGAUCAUCAACCUAUUUGUGGCUGUCAUCAUGGAUAACUUUGACUACUUGACACGUGAUUGGUCAAUCCUUGGCCCCCAGCAUUUGGAUGAGUUCAAGAAAAUCUGGGCAGAAUAUGACCCUGAGGCCACGGGGCGUAUUAAGCACCUUGAUGUGGUGACACUCCUACGGAGAAUACCUCCUCCUCUGGGUUUCGGCAAGUUUUGUCCUCACCGUAUUGCCUGCAAGAGGUUGGUCUCCAUGAACAUGCCUCUUAACAGUGAUGGGACAGUUACCUUCAACGCCACACUAUUUGCCCUGGUUAGAACUGCACUGAAAAUAAAGACAGAAGGUAAUUUUGAACAAGCCAACGAGGAGCUGAGGGGAAUUAUCAAGAAGAUCUGGAAGCGCACCAGUAUGAAACUACUGGAUCAAGUCAUCCCACCUAUAGGAGACGAUGAGGUGACAGUGGGAAAGUUCUAUGCCACCUUCUUAAUCCAGGAUUAUUUCAGGAAAUUGAAGAAGAGGCAGGAAGAGUACUAUGGCUUCCGGCCCACCAAGAAAAGUGCUACCCAUGAGAUACAGGCAGGGUUGAGGAACAUCGAGGAGGAGGCAGCGCCAGAGCUCCAUAGGGCCAUCUCUGGAGACCUCGUUACUGAAGAAGAGAUGGACCGAGCUACUGACGAAGCUGAGGGCAUCUUCAGGAGACAAGGUAGUCUUUUUGGAAACCACUCGGACCCUUUUUCUGUAGAGAGCGAGAUAGCCAGUGCCAGCCAGGCCACUAGCCAGCGGCCUCUGCAGAUGGCAGAAGGAGUCAUCAACAACAAUGUGAAUAUCACCAACAGCAACACAAGUCACAGCCUUUAUUAACAGCAGUUUGGAGGAACUGGCCUCUGACCAUUGAUGACAGGAGCUUCUCAGCAGACACAAAGAAGGACUGAUGAAAGGGGCUGCCAACCCCACGUGCACCCAGUGUAGAGCAAUAGGCUUAGGACCAGGAGGAAAGACUCUAAUGUUAACCGUUAACACUGAGCGCUAAGACAUGUAAUACCACAAAACACUGCCUGCUACACAAAGACUUUCUCCGUUCAAUUAUUAAACACUGGGCUUCUUAAUGAUUUUUUAAAAUUCGUCCUCUUUUUUUCUUAACCCCAUUUUGUCACAACUAGAAAACAGCAGGGUUAAUUAAAAAGUAUUUGUUUUACACAAAAUAUCACAAUAAAAAAAGGAUGCUAAUAUUCCUUUAGACUUUUAAGUAAAUUCUGUUAUUUGUCUGUGGUUUUUGGAUCUGUUGAUAUAGUUAAAGCUGCAUUAAUCGAUUUUUUUUUUUUUACGCCAGUUUUGAGGAUCUAAUUUGACGGCGGUUCAGUACUGUGACAUGAUCAGCAUGAUCAGGAAAGAUGUUUGUGAUGACUGGGGUCACAGAUGAUACUGCAACUUGGAAUUGGUUCUCAGUUAAGUCAAAAAAGUCCUUGUAGUCCUGCACAUCUUUGAAUCUUAAUUCAAGACUCCUCCCUCAGCUCCUCAAAAGCAGUUUGGUUGAGACGUUGCUGAAGUUCUGGAUCUUCACUGCUCCCAAAAGGAAAGUGAACAGGAAUAGUGAUUUUGUUGUGACCACACGAGGCAUCAUUCUUAGAUUUCUACUGCUGUUUAAUCUUGUAUAUAUAUAUAUAUAUGACACUAAAAAUUUUACAAAAAUAAUAGUAAAAGUAAAAGACUUUCCGAUUGAAUAUAAGUAGUUAUCCGUCUUUCUUUGUCAGGCCACUUUAUUGUUUUAUCACAUUAAGAUCCAUAAUUCAACACGGCCUUUUCAUCAGAUGGCUGUUUAACCUGCUGACCUCUUGUCACAACUGAAGCAUAUAACAACAAAAUACUGCCCCCCAUGUGUUUUUUGUUGAUCAAGUUAAUUGUGUUACAUAGGCCUACAUGUAAAACUGAAAAUCCCGGCCUCUGUGGGCCACAUGCCUAGAUGCUCCACUGUGUUCACCAGCUAGAUGCUAACUUGCGAUGGGCGAUGACACUGAAGCAAAGCAGUUGUGGCCCGUAAAACCGAAACAAUGAGCUGGAAGACGCUAAAAUGUUCAGUAGAGCUGAGGGAAACAGCAGAGUUGGUGAUAAUUCUCUGUGGGUUCGUACAAGUCUUGCAUAAAAUUACACAUUACGCAGUAGUCAUUUGAUCACUUGUUAAUCUAAAAAUAUUGAUAAAUGCAGAUUUAAUUAUAUAAGGAUCACUGCAUGCUUUAAAAGGAAAGAGCAAUCCACUAACUCGGUUUAGAAAUGAAGCUUGUUUGCCUAGACAAUACAGUCGUUGACCUCACAUUGUGUGGUGUUUCGGUUUGUUUGAUUAAAGUGUGAUUAAAGUCUAAAUGCAACAGCA